This is a messenger RNA of Anisakis simplex (herring worm), 339 nucleotides long. Lineage: Eukaryota; Metazoa; Nematoda; Chromadorea; Rhabditida; Anisakidae. The record is from the annotation of a GenBank genome assembly.
AUGGAAGUGUUCUCUGUGAGGCCAUUGUUUUCGUGUGAAGAAUUCCUGGAACAACUGCUGCAUAAUCUCUCGUUCACAAACACGAAAGUUUGUUUCAGGUUGAGAUGCGUUUCAUUCAGCGCAAGAGAAUAGCAGCCAUCACCACACAUCGAAUGGGUUCCUAUUGUGCAAAGGAAUUCAACUCUGACUGAUAUCGUCAAUGAAGCGUUGAACGAAGAGGAUCGAAUCUACACGGAUCAUCCACAAAACGAUUAUCUUUCACGUAAACAACAAAAAUUGGCCAGAAUCGGCAAAAUGUUGAAUGUACGACUUGAGAUUGAUUAUUUCACCGAUUUUUAG